Messenger RNA from Entamoeba invadens IP1, 516 nucleotides. RefSeq lists its product as hypothetical. The coding region runs from base 1 to 516 and encodes 171 amino acids. Lineage: Eukaryota; Evosea; Mastigamoebida; Endamoebidae. The transcript has 2 exons. The record is from RefSeq and is a predicted model, not a curated record.
AUGAAUAGUACUUUGGUACAGGCGCUUUCGUCUUCGAAAAUUGAAAUGAGUUUGUGUUUUGAUGUAAUUUUGAUGUACAUUGCAAUCGUUCAACUUAAACAAUCGUCGCGUGAUUUGUCAUCUAUUUUGAUAUUUUUGUUUUUGUUGUCUGUUUGUCUCUUUGUUAGUUACGUUGAGAUAAAAAUAGAAGGAGCCCUUGGAAUGAUAUUUUGUAUGUGUUCUUGGUAUACACUGUGCGUGUGCUGUAUUCCUAUUUACGAUGACGAUGUUGUUUAUUUUCUAUCAGAAAAAGUGUUUUUCUUUACAAAAUCAAAAUUUCUUUCAUUUAUUAUUUCACUUUUUGAAGUGGCUUUAAGAUAUAAAAACGGUGUCAUAAAUAUGUGGAUUUUCGGUUUUAUAGUUUGUAUAAUUGUGUUUGUAUCGUCAUUUUUUGUUCUUCAUAUUGCGUUAUUGGUGUUUUAUUUUGUAAAUUUUAGGGACCAUCCUUUCCGACCGUCACCCCGUUUACAAAAAUGA